Messenger RNA from Daucus carota subsp. sativus, 929 nucleotides. RefSeq lists its product as uncharacterized. The transcript is spliced from 2 exons. NCBI's taxonomy places the organism in Eukaryota, Viridiplantae, Streptophyta, Magnoliopsida, Apiales, Apiaceae. The record is from RefSeq and is a predicted model, not a curated record. Bases 111 to 761 code for a protein of 216 amino acids.
UUAAAUGCUUUCCGACAAAAAUCCUUGCAAUAUAUAUUCGACAUUUCUCGCUCACAAAGAAACUAAAUAGACAUAAAGAAAAAGGCAACUACAGUCCCAGCGAAGUUACAAUGGGUAACACCUUAGGAGGGAAGAAAACAACAAAGAUAAUGAAGAUCAACGGCGAAACAUUCAAGUUAAAAACUCCGGUUGAGGCCGGUGAAGUGACCAAAGAUUACCCAGGUUUCGUCUUGUUAGAAUCGGAAUCAGUUAAGCAUUUCGGAAUCCGCGCUAAACCCCUAGGAGACCACCAACAACUUAAAGCUAAAAGGCUUUAUUUUCUAGUAGAGCUUCCAAAGUUUCCUCACGAAGAACAAGCACCUAUUAUAAGAAAGGUGAGGUCCGGGAUUGUGAUGAGUGCUAAAGACCGGCUCGAUAGCUUGGUGCUAGCUAGGCGCUCGGUGUCGGACCUUUCCUUGUUGCGACCCAAGAGCAAUUUUAGUGUGGAGGAUGGUCAGGGAAGCUCCGGAAUAAAUGGUUCGAGAACGAAGAUUAAAAUGAAAUUACCCAAGGCAGAUGUGGAGAAGUUGAUGAGGGAAAGUAAAAAUGAGACUGAGGCUGCUGAGAAGAUCAUGCAACUUUAUUUGAGUACUCGUUCGGAUGAUAACAAAGUUUGUGAUCACGGGCGAGUGCAUAGGAUGGACGGUGCUCAAGGGAGGAUCAGCCGUGAGAGACGAGUGGGUUUCAUGCCUAUCAACGAGGGCGAGAUUCAAGUGGCAUGAAAUUUAGCUGAUGCUGCAGGAUGCAACGUAUAUAUAUAAUUUAUUGGAUACUCAUGUUCUUUCUGGCUAUAUCUCUCUCCAACUUUGUGCAGAGGUCUCCAAUAACGAAGAACAUGUGCUUAUUAAUUGGUUACAUAAUCUAGCAAGUUAUAUAACUUGAUUUACUGA